UUGUUUGACAGAGGUUCUUAUGUUGUUGCCUUCUGAUUAAAUUUUCUAGGAUUUAAGGGUUGACAGAUCGUACUUUAUCUGGGAAAAAAUUGUUUUAUUCUUUAAAACGUUUAAAUAUUUUCAAUCUACCUUGGCGCAAUGGCUUUUCAGAAUCUUUGCUCAAGAUUGACAACAAAGAGAUUUGCUGAUAAACUCAUACUUCUGAAGAAAAAUGAUUAUGCCAGCAGUGCUUCAUUUGAAACAAAGCCAUUCAAACUGUUCAAAUUGACUGAAGGGCCGUCGACGAAAGUGUCUAUUACGUCAGAUGUUGCUUUGUCUUUCUAUAGGACAAUGCAAGUAGUGAGGAGGUUGGAAACGGCUGCUGGUAACUUGUACAAAGAAAAGUUGAUCCGUGGCUUCUGCCACUUAUAUUCAGGACAGGAAGCUGUCGCUGUUGGGAUCAAAGCGUCCUUGAGAGAGCAGGAUAGUGUGAUUUCAGCAUAUAGAGUCCACGGUUGGGCGUACAUUAUGGGUGUCCCGACAUUUGGUGUACUUUCUGAACUCACCGGGCGUAAGUCAGGCUGUUCGAGGGGAAAGGGUGGUUCCAUGCACAUGUAUGGACGCAAUUUCUAUGGUGGCAAUGGGAUUGUUGGAGCACAGAUACCCCUCGGUGCUGGUAUUGCACUAGAGCAUCUUUAUAACAAAACAGGUGGAGUCUGUGUAGCACUUUACGGUGAUGGAGCUGCUAACCAGGGACAGGUGUUCGAGACGUACAAUAUAGCUAAGCUUUGGAACCUACCGAUAAUUUUUAUUUGCGAAAACAAUGGAUAUGGCAUGGGGACAAGUGUAGAAAGGGCAUCUGCCAAUACAAAUUAUUAUACAAGGGGUGAUUUUAUUCCAGGAAUUUUGGUAGAUGGGAUGGACGUCUUGGCUGUAAAGGAAGCUACAACAUUUUCUGUAAACCAUUGUUUAACCGGAAAAGGACCGAUAUUGAUGGAAAUGGUAACAUACAGGUACAGUGGCCAUUCUAUGUCAGAUCCAGGCACAUCGUACCGAACAAGGGAAGAAAUUCAAGAAGUGAGACAGACAAGAGACCCAAUUACAUCCUUCAAGGAGAAAAUCUUGACCUCAGCAUUGGCCACUGAAAACCAACUUAAGGAGAUCGAUUCUGAAGUUAAAAAAGAAAUUGAUGCUGCUGUGAUGAGGGCGAAAACUGACCCUGAAGUUCCCCUUGAGGAAUUAACCGGGGAUAUCUGUUUAAACUUUGUCGAGCCGAAAGUGCGUAACGUUCUCCCUUGGCACCCACUUAAGCACAAAAAUUUUGGAACUCAACUUAAGCCGCAGUAAAUGCUUGUUAAACUACGAUUCGACUACUUACCAGAAUUUGAAAAAGUUUUUAAAUGCCAAUUUUCUUGUGUAUGUUAAAUGUCUUGUUAAAAUGAAUUGUUGUUGUUAU
Cimex lectularius (bed bug) is the source of this 1435-nucleotide messenger RNA. RefSeq names its product probable pyruvate dehydrogenase E1 component subunit alpha, mitochondrial. NCBI's taxonomy places the organism in Eukaryota, Metazoa, Arthropoda, Insecta, Hemiptera, Cimicidae. Gene Ontology annotation, molecular function: pyruvate dehydrogenase (acetyl-transferring) activity. Gene Ontology annotation, cellular component: intracellular membrane-bounded organelle. The record is from RefSeq and is a predicted model, not a curated record. The transcript is spliced from 7 exons. Gene Ontology annotation, biological process: pyruvate decarboxylation to acetyl-CoA. Bases 139 to 1326 code for a protein of 395 amino acids.